This is a messenger RNA of Mucor velutinosus, 291 nucleotides long. RefSeq lists its product as uncharacterized. The record is from RefSeq and is a predicted model, not a curated record. The transcript has 2 exons. Lineage: Eukaryota; Fungi; Mucoromycota; Mucoromycetes; Mucorales; Mucoraceae. Bases 1 to 291 code for a protein of 96 amino acids.
AUGGCAACCAGAAAAGUAGCACUGACUCUAUUCUCUUCUAGCACAUGCUCUUUGUGCACAACAGCAAGAGAAAACAUUUUACGAGUACAGCAAAAGAUUCCUUUUAGCUUAAAAGUAUUGGACAUCCACAAAGAAGAGUGUCCCAAAGAGUUCCGUGACAAAUACAUAUUUGACGUGCCAGUUUUGCACAUGAAUGACAAAUUUCUCAUGCAACAUCGAGUUCCUGAAGAGUCAUUGAUAGAAGCGAUCAAACUAUUCGAGUCCACUGGCAAAAUCGACCCAAAAUACUAA